This is a messenger RNA of Trichoplusia ni (cabbage looper), 1016 nucleotides long. RefSeq lists its product as uncharacterized. Gene Ontology annotation, cellular component: MICOS complex. Bases 108 to 851 code for a protein of 247 amino acids. The transcript is spliced from 8 exons. Gene Ontology annotation, biological process: cristae formation. Lineage: Eukaryota; Metazoa; Arthropoda; Insecta; Lepidoptera; Noctuidae. The record is from RefSeq and is a predicted model, not a curated record.
GCGGUUAUUAAUUGACAACACCUCGUGUCGCUGUCAACAAGCAGCUGAUCGUUGCAAUUUUACAUACAACAUUUAUGUAAUUUUUGCUGGGAAACAUCUCUUUAGAGAUGUUCCGAAAAGUAGUGUUAGGAUCGGUCGGAGUCGCAGCCUUGAUUCCUGCCAUCGGUGCUGCAGCUCCGAUCAAGGAUGAGCCGAAGUCGUUGAACAAGCCGCCGCCAAUGAAGCCUUCCGAACUGCCGAUAUACGAAGCUCCUCACGCCGAUUACGCUGAGUUUGUCAGUACUAAGAAUAAAGAUGAGGGUCAUGGUUACAUUCGGGAGAUGCUGUUGACACCAGUCCGGGCUAUGCGUGAGCAGGUCCAGGUUGUGUUCGCCCACACAGAGCAUGUCAAACAUUCUGUGCAAGACCAGUACCAUGAAUUACAGGAUAAAAGUGACUGGAUAUUCAAAUACCUCAGAGAAGAGGAAAACAAAGAGGUCCGAUAUGGUGCUGUCGCCAUAGGUGGUCUCACUGGUUUCAUUUUCGGGUUAAGGGGAGGCUUUAUCAGGAGAGUGCUUUACGCGGGUGCAGGUACAACUGGUAUGGGUUUGGUGUGCUUCCCUGAUGAAACCAAGGAUGUAUUGAAAUCUAAUUCGUCAUUAGCCAAACAGUACAUUAACAUAGCCUACAACUUCUUCUAUGGAGUGAAACCCGGCGAUCCUCAGCUGGAGGUGAAAUUCCCAGAGUUGUCAUUCCCUAAAGACUUUUCGGAGUUUGUGGAUAUGACAGUGUCUUUGGCAUCGUCGGUCAAGCAGGCAGUAAUGCCUCCGCCAUCUAAAGAGGAGAUUAAAACACCAGAAAAGAAAGCAUAGAAAAUAUACCUCCAGAAGACACCAAUGAUCAUCCAGUAUCAGCGCCGUGAUAUGCAAAUAUCGGCAUCCAGAACCGAUUUUAGUGAAAUAUUAAAUUUUAUUUAUUGUUUGCUAGUCUGUUAAAGUGUAACGCAAUCGAUAUAUAAUUAAACGAACUUAUAUUUU